AUGGACAACUGCCGGCUGGAGGAUCCUGCUCAAGUCCAACAUCAACAGGCAGCCAAAGAGAAAUGCUCUAGUUCGAAAUCGUGCGUGACUCAUUCCCUCUGCACUGGAAAUGAUGAGGAUAAGACGUGUUCGUGCUUCGGAGGGUUUGUGGCUGAUGAUGCCACUGGCCUGUGCAAAAUACCAUCAGGAGGAAAAUGCUCGAGUUUGGCUUUGUGUGUGACUCAUUCCAUCUGCAGCGAAAACGAUGGGGAAAACAAGUGCUCAUGCUUCGACGACUUCGUGGCGGACGAUGCCACUGGCUUGUGCAGAAAAAUCCUACUUUUGAUAUAUGUGUCCCCUGAUGCUCUUCCUUUCACCCCUUUUCGCCCUCGCCAUGGGGCAUGUACCAGCCCCUUCACCUUGGCUCGGAGAACUACUUUCUCCGCCCAGACUUGCCCUUCAAAGGUGGAGAUCUCCGGAUAUUCGGGGCAUUCGUGGAGCAUUCGCUCAGUACCUCUUGACGGUGCCGUCCACGCCCGCGGAUUGAACAUUUCGCAACGGGGCCAUUCACGCCUGCCGACCCUCCACUUCUCGGCAGAGCGGCUCGAGUCUCCCCUCACUUCCAAACAACAGCGCACCAAUCAUUUCCCCAAAUCCUGGUGA
Molecule: messenger RNA, 642 nt
Organism: Darwinula stevensoni
Lineage: Eukaryota; Metazoa; Arthropoda; Ostracoda; Podocopida; Darwinulidae
Source: the annotation of a GenBank genome assembly